AUGGCCGCCCCCGCCCCCAAGACCUUCACCAUCGGCACCCGCCAAUCAAAAUUGGCCCUGCUCCAAACAGAUCUAGUCCUCGCGGCCCUGAAGAAGGCCUUCCCUCAAUAUGAAUAUAAGAUUCUCUCCAAGGAGACCGCCGGUGAUCUGAACACCACCAUUGCGCUGAAAGACUUUACCAGCAAGAACUUGUGGACAGAAGAAUUGGAAGAAUUGAUGAUCGGCGGGGCAGUCGAUCUGAUUGUCCACUCCCUGAAAGAUGUCCCCACCCUCCUCCCCUCCACCUGCAAGCUGGGCCCGACCAUGCCCCGCGAAGACAGCAGAGACGUCCUAGUCGUGAAGCGAGGCCUACCAUACAAAAGUCUAUCUGAAAUCCCCGCCGGCUCAGUCAUUGGAACUUCUUCCAUCCGCCGCACAGCCCAAUUGGCCCGCAAAUACCCCCACCUCAAGGUCCAGGAUGUCCGUGGAAAUAUCGGUACCCGCCUGUCAAAGCUGGACGCCGAGGAUAGCCCCUACACCUGUAUCAUUCUAGCCGCUGCUGGUCUGCUGCGUCUUGAUCUGUCAGAUCGCAUUACACAAUACCUCGACUCCCAGAACAGUGGCAUGCUCUAUGCCGUCGGGCAGGGUGCCUUAGGUAUUGAGAUCCGCAAGGACGAUACCAUUCUCGGCGAGAUGCUGGAUAAGAUCUGCCACCAGGAUACUACCUACUCUAUUCUGGCUGAGCGGAGUCUUUUGCGCACCCUCGAGGGUGGUUGCAGUGCUCCAUUGGGAGUUGAGACUGAAUGGAUUGAGGUUGCUGGCUCUAAGAAGCUACGCAUGCGCUCUGUUGUUGUCAGUGUGGAUGGUAGGGAGUGCGCUGAGGUAGAGAUCGAUGGCGAUGUCGACUCCGCUGAAAGCGCCGAGGCCUUUGGUGUCACUGUGGCCAAGGCUUUGGUCGCUGAUGGUGCCGGAGCUAUCCUUGAAGCUAUCCAGGAGAACAAGAACAAGCAGAAUGUCUCGGCUUCGACCUGA
Penicillium antarcticum is the source of this 1011-nucleotide messenger RNA. RefSeq lists its product as uncharacterized. Gene Ontology annotation, cellular component: cytoplasm. Bases 1 to 1011 code for a protein of 336 amino acids. The record is from RefSeq and is a predicted model, not a curated record. Gene Ontology annotation, molecular function: hydroxymethylbilane synthase activity. Gene Ontology annotation, biological process: heme biosynthetic process. Lineage: Eukaryota; Fungi; Ascomycota; Eurotiomycetes; Eurotiales; Aspergillaceae. The transcript has 2 exons.